Messenger RNA from Chanos chanos (milkfish), 1196 nucleotides. RefSeq names its product wingless-type MMTV integration site family, member 2Bb (gene wnt2bb). Gene Ontology annotation, biological process: canonical Wnt signaling pathway; multicellular organism development; neuron differentiation. Lineage: Eukaryota; Metazoa; Chordata; Actinopteri; Gonorynchiformes; Chanidae. The transcript is spliced from 5 exons. Gene Ontology annotation, cellular component: extracellular region. The record is from RefSeq and is a predicted model, not a curated record. Gene Ontology annotation, molecular function: cytokine activity; frizzled binding. Bases 44 to 1048 code for a protein of 334 amino acids.
AGCCACCUCCAGACUGUAUUGCGCAUUUAUUUUACUACUUCUCAUGCUCACUCCUAGAGUGGAUUCUUCAUGGUGGUACAUUGGGGCUCUGGGAGCACGAGUAAUCUGUGAUAAUAUCCCUGGUCUGGUGAACAAACAGAGACAGCUGUGCCAGAGACACCCGGAUAUCAUGCAGUCCAUUGGCGAGGGUGCGAAAGAGUGGAUCCGUGAGUGCCAGCACCAGUUCCGCCACCACCGCUGGAACUGCAGCACUUUGGAUCGGGAUCACACUGUUUUCGGCCGGGUCAUGCAACGCAGCAGUCGAGAGGCCGCUUUUGUCUACGCCAUCUCCUCAGCAGGUGUGGUCUAUGCUAUCACAAGGGCCUGCAGCCAAGGAGAGCUCAAGACAUGCAACUGUGACCCCCACAAACGAGGACGGGCCAGUGAUGACCGUGGCGAGUUUGACUGGGGUGGUUGCAGUGACAACAUCAACUAUGGCAUCAAAUUUGCCAAGGCCUUUGUGGACGCCAAAGAGAGGACGGUAAAGGAUGCACGGGCUUUGAUGAACCUGCACAAUAACCGUUGUGGGAGAAUGCUGGAGUGUAAGUGCCAUGGUGUAAGUGGGUCAUGCACGCUGAGGACAUGUUGGUUAGCAAUGUCGGAUUUUCGAAAAACAGGAGACUAUCUUCGCAAAAAGUACAAUGGAGCCAUUGAGGUGACCAUGAAUCAAGAUGGCACAGGAUUCACGGUGGCCAAUAAGGAUUUCCGAAAAGCAACCAAGAACGACCUAGUGUACUUUGAGAACUCACCCGAUUACUGUCUAAUGGACAAAGCUGCAGGUUCCUUAGGAACAGCAGGUCGUGUCUGCAAUAAGUCCUCACGAGGUACGGAUGGCUGUGAGGUCAUGUGCUGUGGGAGGGGCUAUGACACCACGCGCAUCAAGCGCAUCACCAAAUGCGAGUGCAAGUUCAAGUGGUGUUGUGCAGUGGAGUGCAAGGAUUGUGAGGAGGCAGUGGACAUCCAUACUUGCAAGGCUCCCAAACGUGCUGAGUGGCUGGACCAGACCUGAGGGACACAUCCUUCUUCUUUCAUUUGCCUCCCACUUUCCCCUUUCCUCAGGAGCUCCGAAUUGGCCAUGGCAUUCUGGGAUAUGAGAGUCCAUCCCUCACGCAACACCACUACCCCUGUUACCCCAAUUCCUUCAAACCAUUCUUCCC